This is a messenger RNA of Haemonchus placei, 579 nucleotides long. The record is from the annotation of a GenBank genome assembly. Lineage: Eukaryota; Metazoa; Nematoda; Chromadorea; Rhabditida; Trichostrongylidae.
AGAGUGAUGUCCUUCAAUAAGCCGAAGAAGAAAAUUCAGUUAAGACGACGCGUUGAUGAUGAAGCCAGUGAUGACGAAGAUACUCGUCGCAUAAAUGAUAUCAGAGAGCUGCAAAAAGCCCGUGAGAAGAAGAAUGGUCUCACAGAAAUCGAAUGUGCGGUAGGGAAGGAAAAGGCUGCGGCGUUGGAAGACGGAAUACAAAUGGCGGGAGGUACUAUGGCGCUGACUGGCAAGCAAAAAGCACGCAUGGAAGCUGCAGGAAUAGAGGCAGGGAUCAGGGAGCAGUUCGAAAAGGAGACAUUGUUGCGUGAUGAACACGAAGAGCUGAGAAAGUUCAUCGAUCAAAACUUGCAUAACGAUUCUGGAGAAGGCAGCAGUGCAUCGAAGCAAAAUACGUCUUCUGAUGUUUUAAUGCGAGCGGCAAGCAAGCUCAAAGGCUAUCGCAGUGAAGCUAGCAAUGAACUUCUUUCGGAGCACAUGCUGGCAGGCAUCCCAGAAGUGGAUCUCGAUCUUGAAUUCCGGCUGCUGCCGCAAAAUCUAUCCAAAUGUGUAGUACUAUGGCUUCCUCUGUAUUUGUAG